UUAUCGUUGUUGGUUUGUUUUUUUUUGAGGGAACUGCACAUCUAAUAAUUCAAGUGUCGGACCAUUACACAAGUCGUGUCACAUGGCGCGGGGGUAGUUACUACUACCCGAAGAUUAAGGCUAAAUUUGAAGAAUUCAACCUAUGGGACAGGGUGAGGGAAUCCCCUUUCAAACAGUUUUUUGAGAGAGAGCCCAUCCAAUUUUCAGGAGCAUUUUUUCAUCAGUUGAUGCUUCACAAAAUAAAAUCUGACAAGCCGGACGAGGUGCAUUUUUAUGUGGCAAGGAAGAGAUGUAGAUUUGUGAGGGUAGAGUUCGGCUUGGUCACCGGGUUAAACUUGUUGCCCGGCCGUACUGAGGAAGACAUCAAAGAAAAAGGAAGUUCUAACCGGUUGAUUAUGGAAUAUUUCAACGGUAGUGCUUCGAUCAGCUUCGGCCAACUGCGCAGAGUUUUUGAGAGCUGCACAGAAGCUGAUGAUGUCUACAAGUUAGGGAUGGCCUUGUUUGUUAUGGGCGUCCUCAUUGGUAAGGAGGAGAAGACUGUCGUUCCUCCUUUUCUGAUAAGAAUGGUUGAUAACCUUCCAUUCUUCUACGAGUACCCCUGGGGAAAGAUUUCUUACACCAAGCUGAUGGAAACUUGUAACAAGGAUUACUUGGAUGUGAAGAAUAAGAUGUUGAAAAAGAUUGAGAAGGGAGUCACUCAGAAGGAGGAAAAAUACUCAGCCUACGGCUAUACUGCAGCGUUGCAGUAUUGGGCAUACGAGGCCAUAUUACAGCUGGGCAACGAGUAUGCAGUGAGGAGGUCGCAUCGCUUUCCGAGAAUGGUCAACUGGGAGAGUAAGCCGAACACUACACUCGGGAAGAAUGAAGUGACCAGAUUAUUUGCUAAAAAUUUGACAGUGUACUCCAUGUUAUGUCCUCGGCCGAACGAGAUUGAGUUUGUGAGUUACAUAACCGGGGGUCAGCCUCCGUUAUUUGUUGACUUGGAGGAACUUGUGUUGGGUGAGGAUGGGCAACCAACACAGGAUGCUUUGCGAAGCCAGGUCGAAAAGCUUGCCUCCACAUUGGAAGAACGAGCGGAGGCAGCCCGAAUAUUUAAAGACUCUACACCACCUCCACCGUCUCCUCCACGUGCACCGCCUGCAGUUCCAGAUUGGUCUGGUGUUGACCCAUCUCCAGCUUCAGUUCCUGAUGGGUCUGGUGUUGACCCAUCUGCAGCUUCAGUUCCAGAUCAGUGUGGUGUUGACCCACUUGCAGCAUCACAGGAUCCUCCUGUUCCCCCGUCAGCUUCUAUUCCCAGCACCUCAGAGGCUCGCGAUCUAGUAUACCCUGCCAUUUUGGCAAGGUUGGAGACUGUGGAGAGGGGGCAGAUUGCUUUGAGGGAAGGGCAGGCCGCUCUGCUAAGAGGACAAACAGCGAUUAUGGAUCAGUUGAAGACCAUAAUGACGCUCUUGCAAGAUCCUGGAAGGCCGGCAGCAGAUUCACAGCCACACCCACAACCACAGCCACAGCCACAACCUAAAGAGGAGGCUCGGACACCGGAAGAUGACUUCAUUCUCCCAAAUGAUUACCAACCGGAUGAUGAUGACAUGUUUUGUACACCUGAGAAGACGAAUAUCACCAGCAUCGGGGAUACUCAGGAUUCUGAGGUGCAGGUGUUAGAGACAGCUCCAGAAGUCAUGGAGAACCGAAGGAAGAGAAGGCGGCCUAGGUGGUUCGCUGAGUACAGUGAAAUUAAGAAGAAGGCUAGGGCUACUUCGACACUCGUGAAUGCGGACCCACUUAGAGUGGUUGAUCGGAAGCUGCUCAAGACUUUUCACAAUUGGGUACUCGGCCAGAUUGGGAAAAAGUACCCGAGAGAGUGCUUCACCGGUCGAUACUAUUCGUCUUGGUUCCUCGAACUACAUACUCCGAAGUUUUGGCUUGGGAACGAUGUAAGUUUUUAAGACUUUUUUACUGCUUUUGCUUUUAAAGACUUUAUCUAACUCUUUUUUAUUUAAUC
Cannabis sativa is the source of this 1999-nucleotide messenger RNA. RefSeq lists its product as uncharacterized. The transcript is spliced from 2 exons. Bases 228 to 1943 code for a protein of 571 amino acids. The record is from RefSeq and is a predicted model, not a curated record. NCBI's taxonomy places the organism in Eukaryota, Viridiplantae, Streptophyta, Magnoliopsida, Rosales, Cannabaceae.